AUGGGCAAGUUCAGCUUUGGCAGCAAAAAGGGUGGCGACGAAGACGAUGGCGGUCGCAGCAGCCUGUUCAGUCGAAAGAAGUCAUCCCCUGCCCCUCAAUCCGACAACCCGUACGCUCGACAACCCUCCCAAGCUGAUCCAUAUGCCGACCCGGCGAAGAUGACCGCCUAUCAAAAAGCUCGAGCUGGCCUCGACCGACCGGCAGGGCCCCAAGGAGGCAAUGGAUCAUACGAUGGAGGACCUUCUGGCGCACCUCGCCCUCAAGCACAGAACGCGUAUUCGUCAUCCUCAUCUUCGCCAGGGCCAAAGAGUGGCGGAGGGUACGGCGCACCCCCUCCUCAACAGGGAUAUGGCAGUGAUCGCUAUGGCUCCGGUGGUGGAUACGGCGGCAAUCGAUACGAAGCGCCCUCGCAGAACCAGUACAAUGCCCCGGCAGCCGGUGCUAGAGGCCCUGGCGGCUAUGGAGGUCUUGGUUCAGUGAGCAACGAGGAGCCCGAUAGCAAUCGUGACGCACUCUUCUCGGGAGCUCAGGAGCGCGCGCAAAGACUGCCGCCGCAGGCGCACGAUCCGCCCCCGACUUAUUCACAGGCUGGCGACGCCCCGGCCGGUGGUGAUUACGGGGGCUAUGGCGAGCAAAGGGAGCUCACGGCUGAGGAGCAGGAAGAGCAAGAGUACCAGGCCAUCCUGGCGGAGAAGAGGAAGGUCCAGCAGGAGAGCGCCGGCUCCGUCAAUCGCUCUCUCUUGGUCGCACAGCAAGCCACUGAGGUUGGGCAAGCCACCUUGGCUCGCCUCGGAGCACAAGGCGAGCGCUUGUACAACACCGAGAGGCACCUCGAUCUCGCAUCGAACCAGAACAAGAUUGCGCAGGAUAGGGCAGCCGAACUCAAGACGCUGAACCGCAGCAUGUUUGCGGUCCAUGUGGGCAACCCCUUCACUUCCAAGCAGCGACAGAUGAAGGCGGACGAGGAGGUCCUCGAUCGCCAUCGCUCCGAGCGGGAGCAGAGGGAGGCUACACGUCGAGACGGCUAUGCCGCGAACCAGCGGAUGGAAAGCAAUUUCAAAGAUGUGUCGCGCGGGCCACAAGUUCGUCGGACUGGCAACAAGAACUACGGCAAAUAUAACCUUGACGACGAGGAUGACGAAGCACGGCAGCUGGAAGACCAGAUCGACGAUGGUAUUGAUCAACUCAGUGGCCAAGUCCACAUGAUGAACCGCAUUGGUAAGGCCAUUGGUCAAGAGGUCGACACCCAGAACUCGCAAAUCAACCGCAUUAUGGACAAGAGCGAUGCUGUAGACGAUCAAACAAGGAUGAACAGAGAGCGCCUAGCUCGUAUCAAAUAG
Messenger RNA from Emericellopsis cladophorae, 1341 nucleotides. Its product is annotated as Protein transport protein-like protein. NCBI's taxonomy places the organism in Eukaryota, Fungi, Ascomycota, Sordariomycetes, Hypocreales, Bionectriaceae. The coding region runs from base 1 to 1341 and encodes 446 amino acids. The transcript is spliced from 2 exons. Gene Ontology annotation, biological process: vesicle fusion; exocytosis. Gene Ontology annotation, molecular function: syntaxin binding; SNAP receptor activity. The record is from RefSeq and is a predicted model, not a curated record. Gene Ontology annotation, cellular component: SNARE complex; plasma membrane.